Messenger RNA from Pseudogymnoascus verrucosus, 912 nucleotides. RefSeq lists its product as uncharacterized. The coding region runs from base 173 to 577 and encodes 134 amino acids. NCBI's taxonomy places the organism in Eukaryota, Fungi, Ascomycota, Leotiomycetes, Thelebolales, Thelebolaceae. The record is from RefSeq and is a predicted model, not a curated record. The transcript has 3 exons.
UGGGGAAUUCCAUGGCAGAUGCGGUAUCACAUUAUUAUAUAUAAUCGGAUUCCUUUAAGCCCUCGAAUACUCUCUCUUCAUUAUAGAAAAUACGCAUCUGAUUUUACGAACCAACUUGCAUAUAUUCAUAUCUUUUCAAUACUAGUUCGCUCAUCACCACACAACCUUCACAAUGUCUGAAAACGAAAAGCAAAACGCCGAUUAUGCCAGUGACGAUGUCCACUCAGAGACUGAAGAAGAGCCACAACAACAACAACAACAACAGCAACAGCAGCCUGUCCCGGCGCAACCCAAAGGCCAACGCACCAUGCAACGAGCGCGCCAAAACCGCAGCCAGAACGAGCCCCCAGCUCCUCAAUACCAAAACCAACAGAUGAUACCGGCAAACGAUCAGCAGCGUCUAACGGGCAAUAUGGGCGGGCCAACAGGCGCAAUCCGAGAGUCACGCAUCAAGGACCGCCCAGUGUCAAAGGAAACGCGGGACAGCAGCUUGAAGAUCAAGAUCGAGCUGGAUCUCGAAGUUGAGGUAGAUUUAUACGCUCGCGUGAAGGGAGAUGUUACCAUUGGAUUAAUGUAGUAACUUUGCCUCAGGUUGACCUCUACGCUAGAGUGAAGGGAGACGUGACGAUUGGCCUUCUGUGAGAGCUGCUGGUCCUGUGUUGUGGGUGUUAAGUAAUAGAGCUACGCGGCGAUUGGCCUUCUGUGAGAGCUGCCGGUCCUGCGUUGUGGGUAUUUAGUAAUAGAGUUACGCGGCCAUGAUAUCACAGGGGAAGAAAGGAUAUAUGAUGUGGGAUUUUUAGGUUUGGGUUUGGUGUUCAUGGAGAGAAUAAUUGCAACAACGAUGAGGGGGGUGGGAAUCAGGGCCUGUAUUUUUAGUUACAUAGUUACAAGCAAAUCGUGCUAAAGUACCGG